GCCCCCACCACGUGACAUGUGGUCUCCGAGACUCGUAUUUAAACUGGACACGGUAACUAACUUUGGUCAGACUUCAAAAACACGCUCAAACGGUCAGAGCCGACGAUUACGAACCAAGUUUACGACUCCGGCGCGGCAUGGAAAGCUCGCGCAAUGAGAGCGCAGUUGAGGCCCCGUUUCUCCGCGCCACGUCAGUCACACGCGCGUCCUCAUCUGCAGACAACGAGGGCAGCGGGCGACUCUACAUCAUCAUCCUCAUUUCCUUCUAUGGGGUCUUUCUGAUCGCUAUUAUGAUCGGCUACCUGCGCUCAAAGCAGCGCGAGAAGAGGAGAACCAACGUGUUCACGCGUCUGUUGCACGAGGAGGAGCAGCGAGAGUGGGGCGCCAGCCCGAAGAAGCACAGCUGCGCGAGCCUCAUCCUCCCGGCAUUCUCGAACCUGCGGCCCGCGCACGUUCCACUACCCGCUGGCCUCCACGAGAGCAAGGUGCUGUCACCCCUGGCGUGCGGACUCUGUUCAGUGGAACAGAGCAGCGUGAGCUCGCUCUGCUCGUCCGCGGACACGCGCCUGGCAAUUGAGGAGGAGGGGGACAGCGGCACCGGAGAGGGUCCGGAGGAUCCGAUGAAGGGAAGCUCAGACAACAGCGACGGAUCUGCUGAGAACCUCAAAGAGUCCUUGUGAUUCAAAGAGACAUUCGAAUGAGGACACUCGCGUUCUGCCCGGACGAGGACACUGUGUCCCCGGGAAAGAGACUCGUGAUGACGCACACCCCCUCGGACACCGAGGCCAGCGGGUUUUGCGCGUCCUCCCGCGGCACCUGGAACCCACUUGAAGUGUUUGAUUUGUGUUUUGUGUUGCUUCAAACUCGGCAUGCACACAGUAGGCCUACACAGCACACAGCAUCGUUGACGGACAGUGGAUGGGCUCCGUUCUUUUACACGCUGUCUUUUACUGUACAUAUUGUAUAUGCCUUGAUAUCAUGUAGAAAUAAUAAUUUAGGAAUAAUUAAAACAAAUAAAUAUGUAUGAUCCAUCACAUUAUUCGUAGUGAAUGUUUCAUGCCAAAAGGGGGCACCCCAGCACUCAUAGACCCAACUCUCACUCCAAUGCUUAUGUUCAGAUAGGACUCCCACUGACGCAUUACCCAUAAAUUCGUAGAAAUAUAAACAUUUCGCUGAGUUUGUCCCGUGUUUGCUGAAGUUUGGAUAAGCCUGCUUUCACCCGCGCCUUUAUUAUGACAGGAAUCUACGUUGCCAUGACAACCACACGUUUUCUUCCAGAGAGUCGAAGUUCAACUAUGGCGCCAAACUUCCAAACAGACGACCCAGCUGGGUUAGAGGAGUUCUGAUCCUCUCAGCCCUGCAAGUAAACACACACACACACACACACACACACACACACAUCUAGUGAUAAACUUCCCACAGAGGCAUACUGUGUGUGUGUGUGUGUGUGUGUGUGUUGUUCUGUUUAA
Alosa sapidissima (American shad) is the source of this 1469-nucleotide messenger RNA. It is a transcript of the gene kcne4, whose product is annotated as potassium voltage-gated channel, Isk-related family, member 4. The transcript is spliced from 2 exons. NCBI's taxonomy places the organism in Eukaryota, Metazoa, Chordata, Actinopteri, Clupeiformes, Clupeidae. The record is from RefSeq and is a predicted model, not a curated record. The coding region runs from base 138 to 680 and encodes 180 amino acids. Gene Ontology annotation, biological process: membrane repolarization during action potential; negative regulation of delayed rectifier potassium channel activity; regulation of heart rate by cardiac conduction. Gene Ontology annotation, cellular component: membrane. Gene Ontology annotation, molecular function: delayed rectifier potassium channel activity; transmembrane transporter binding; potassium channel regulator activity.